Messenger RNA from Cheilinus undulatus (humphead wrasse), 3114 nucleotides. Its product is annotated as nestin-like. The coding region runs from base 102 to 1322 and encodes 406 amino acids. The record is from RefSeq and is a predicted model, not a curated record. Gene Ontology annotation, molecular function: phosphatidylinositol binding. The transcript has 6 exons. NCBI's taxonomy places the organism in Eukaryota, Metazoa, Chordata, Actinopteri, Labriformes, Labridae.
AAGUACUCAAGUCCGGAUCCUCAGCUUCUGCUUAGACACGUCCGCAGACACCACGCCCCCUCCAAGCACACCGCGCUCUGAUUGGACGGUGAACCUUGGUGAUGAAGUGUCUGAUGAAGAGGUCAGAGGUGUGGGCAGACCUCCUCUCAGCUGGACAGGUAGAGGUGAGGGCGGGGCUAUCAGACGGCAGCUUCCUGCUCCUUAAAAGGACGGAUGGAGACUUGGCUCGGAUGAUGAAGAGGCUGGUGGACGGUUUCCUUGACGACAGAGAGACGCUGUCAUCCAGCCUACUCACAGGUCUGCUGAGGGUUCGGGCUGCAGACCAGAUCUCAGACGUUCAGGUGAAAACGGUGGAGCUGAACAAACUUCUGCAGAGCAUCAUCAACCUGCCACACAAGUUCUCACAGUCUGAGGCCGUCCUCGACUUCUUCACACCGUCUGCUGUGGACCGGAUCUUCAAACUGGAACAGGAUCACACUCCUGACCAGGUCAUAAGCCCCGUUAUCAGAUUUGAGCACCAGGAAGUAGUCCAGACCAUUAAAUAUGAAAACCAGGAAGCAGACCAGAUCAUAAAACAUGAGAACCAGGAAGUAGACCACACCAUCAAAUGUAAGGACCAGGGAGUAGACCCCACCAUCAAAUAUCAGGAUGUGAAAGAAGUCCAGACCAUCAGGUACGAAGACCAGGAAGUUCUCCAGAUUAUUAGACAUGAAGACCAGGAAGUAGUCCAGACCAUCAGACACGAAGACCAGGCAGUAGUCCAGACCAUCAGACACGAAGACCAGGCAGUAGUCCACACCAUCAGACAUCAGGACCAAGAAGUAGUCCAGAACAUCAUUAAUGAGGAUCAGGAAGUAGUGCAGACCAUCAGGCAUGAGGUACAGGAAGUAGACCAGAUCAAUAGACAUGAAGAACAGGAGCUAAUUCAGACGAUCAGGCAUGAGGAGCAUCAAGUAGACCAGACCAACAGACAUCAGGACCAGGAACUAAACCAGACCUUGAGGCACGAGGAGCAGGAGGUGGAUGUUGUCCAGGAUGCGAUGGUUCUGUCAGAAGUUUCCUGGUGUAACGGGUUCUGUCUGGCCAACACUGAGACCAUCCUGUUUGACCUGACUCCUCCCACUCCCCCUGUCACCCAAUCAGAGGACUCGGCAAGCCGACGAGCGAGUGUCGGUCCGGCCGUCUGUCUGCAGCUCUGUCACCCGUCUGUCUCUCCUCAUCUUCUCCGUGGUUUUUCAGGGAUGAUGGGCAGACUGAAGAGGCGGAGCUUCAAACGCGCCCCCCACACUGGCUCGGCUCCCUCCACCUGCUGCACGCCCUGACGCAGGAGACCGACAUCCUGGAGUGACGGCGCCCACGGGGAGACGAGGACGGGAGAAGACCAGCUGAUGUCUGCUGAAGAGUGGACGGGUGGCGUCGCUGAUCACUGAUGAGUGGAUUUAUUGAUCACCCAGCUGACACGGCGUCUCUAACAUUGACAUCCUCGACCUUUCUUUGGGGAUUUAUGGCACCGUGUCGUCUGCUGCUAUUGGUCCAUCGUGUUUUAUCGAGUCCAGAGUCAACGGCGUCUCCUGGAGCCUAGUUCACCAUCAGGGGGAGUAAAGCAUGACGCUCUCUGGGGGCGGGGUCAUGGAGGCCGGCAGAGGCGCGGUCCAUGCUGAGCUUCAGCUCUGAUGAACGUUGAUGCCGACCAAUGAAACAUCAGAAUUCACGUCUGAUUUAUGUUUGUUUCUUCUGUCUGCAGUCUGAACCUUCCGGUGUCGGAGCGGCGUUUUGGACAGGACCGUCGACCUUUACCUAGAGGGUCAGGCAUGGUCUAACAUGCUUUUCCUGGUUCCUGUAGGGGGCGCUACUGUAACAGUUUAGUCAAAUCUUCAGAUAAAAUAAAAAACAAUGCAUAAAAGUCAUUAUUAACACAUUCAAGGCUGUGAUUUUCAUGGAGAAUACAAGAAUAUUUUAGUUUUUUACGUUCCAAACAUCAGAGUGGUCUUUACUGUUAAACCGGCACUGAAAGGGUUAAAUUCCUCUAGAUUAACAAGUAUUUGAUUUUUUUAAUCAGAUCUCACCCUGAUAAAAAAUGAUUGUAGGAAAUGAAUGUUUUUUUUUUUCAAAUCUUAUUUAUGUAUGCGGCCAUUUUGGCCCUGACUGACAGGAUUUAUUAAAAUAUUAAAAUUUAAAAUUAUAAAAGUGCAUAAAAAUCUAAAUCUAAAAAUUUUUUUUUUUCUUGUUUUUAACAUACUCAAGGCUGUGAUUAACCCUUCAAAGGAAAUCAUAUAUUUUCAUGUAGUUUAUAAAGUUUUCUUAGUUUUCUGUUCUUAUUAACAGACGUCAGGUUUACUGUUACACUGGAACUGAAAGGGUUAAACUCCUUUAAAAUCAGAGUUUGAUAUUUAUGAUCAGGUCAGAUCUGGAUUAAAGAAUCACUUUAUUAUUUUUUAUUAUUCUGCUCUGAACGUGGAGACGAGCCGUCAGCGUCUCCUCUCUCUCUGCCGCCCAGCACGGCGGUCUCGUCAUGACCAGGGGCGGAGCCUGUGGUUGCCAGGAUCGACCAGGGACGACCUAAAAUUCUGAACAAUGAUUGGCUGUUUGCCCGGUCAGUCAGUGAUGUCACGCUGUGACGAGGAAUGUUUUUUUCUUUAAUCAUUAAAAUUUGGACUGUUUGGUUAUAAUGAUGGGAAAAGUGCCCAACGCCCCCAGCUUCACCAACAUGGUGUCCUCUGCUUGAUGAUGUCAUCACUACGCCUGAGCCUCUGCUGGAUAAAGGUGAUCACACUAAAGUCAGCCGGAUAUUUGUGCGUCUGUCCGAACUAAAAGGUUUUUCAUGAAUAAAUCUGAGCUGUUGAGUUUGUAUAGAUUAUAAUCCUGAUCCUGGAGCAGCUGGUCCAGAAUGUUCUGUAAUCUCACAAAUAAAAUCCUGACCCGUCCCUGGAUGUCCGGAUGUCUCUGAGCUCUCAGCUCUUUGUCUCUGUGUAGCUGGUGUCAAUAAAGCUUGAGAGGAUUGAAUGGAGCCCGUUAAUCUGUCAGAUUAGUGCUGUCUUCAGCCUGUUAGCCGUUAGCAGAUUAGCUGUGUGCUGAUAAUCUGAGCGUGCUCAGUUCAUCAUUUAUCAGCCAACA